CUCCCUUCCCCUUCCCCUCGCACUGUUCCCCUCUUCUUCUUCUCUUCUCCCUGGAACUUGUCGUUUUACCUUAUCCAUAACGGAGGAAAACCCUUUUAAUUUUCCUCUGUUUUAAGUGAGCAAUAUGAAAAAAAGCCAGGUCUCCUUGAGCUGCCGAGAAAUUCCAGCUCUCAAAUCAUCAAAUGUCCCCAUCAGUUCUUCAAUCGUCGAACCAGAAUUUUACCUACUGCAAACCAACCGCUCUAGUCAUGCUGGUACCAGCACGAGGCUUCGUGGCAAUGUCUCUAAUUUUGCAUCACUAUCGAUGGAGGAAAAGAAAGAGGAGAGAGAAUUCUAUCCGACGUCGAAUCAGUUACUGAAGCGUCCCUUGGCCUUGCUGGCCUUGGUUCCUAAGGACGCCGCGCUUUUCGCUGCAGGGGCUAUUGCUGGCGCCGCUGCCAAGACCGUUACGGCGCCACUCGACCGCAUUAAGCUCCUUAUGCAGACUCACGGAGUAAGAGUUGGGCAAGAAGGUGUUAGAAAGGGUAUUGGAUUUAUUGAGGCAAUAACAUUGAUUGGAAAGGAAGAAGGGAUCAAAGGGUACUGGAAAGGCAACCUUCCUCAGGUGAUACGGAUUAUACCUUACAGUGCAGUGCAGCUGUUUGCUUAUGAAACCUACAAGAAACUAUUUAGUGGAAAGGAUGGGACGCUUUCUGUUAUUGGAAGACUAGCAGCAGGUGCUUGUGCUGGCAUGACAUCAACUUUUGUUACAUAUCCGUUAGAUGUCCUUAGGCUGAGACUAGCUGUUGAACCAGGGUAUAAAACUAUGACACAGGUUGCCUUCAAUAUGUUGAAAGAGGAAGGAGUUGCAUCAUUUUAUAGUGGUCUAGGACCUUCCCUUAUUGGAAUAGCACCUUAUAUUGCAGUAAACUUUUGUGUGUUUGACUUGGUGAAGAAAGCUCUUCCCGAAGAGUAUCAGAAAAGAACUGAAACAUCCCUAAUAACGGGUCUAAUAUCAGCCACUGUUGCUACUGUCAUGUGUUAUCCCCUGGACACUGUCAGAAGACAACUGCAAAUGAGAGGCACACCUUACAAGACAGUUUUGGAUGCCUUUCCAGGUAUUCUGGAACGUGAUGGGCUAGUUGGAUUGUAUAGGGGUUUUGUGCCCAAUGCAUUGAAAACACUACCUAAUAGCAGCAUACGGCUUACCACCUUUGACACUGUUAAGCGUUUAAUUGUAGCGAGUGAAAAAGAGCUUCAAAAGAUUAUACUGGAGAAUCGCAACAAAGAAGGACAGAGUACUAGUGAGGGCACAGUUAGAUAAUUUGUUAGCCAAGAUUGAUAUUGAUCUUCCCAAUUAUUUGCACUCUUACAAGUACUUGCAGCAGGAUAAACACGACUCUGCUGGUAUCUGAGAGGGCUUGGCUGUCAGGAACUUUUACUUUGUCAUCCUGCAGCACCAAUUUUUGUAACAAGACAACUUUCACUUAUUAAAAGUUGUCUAGUUGGCUUGUAAUUUAAUUCUUGUUAUACUAUAGAAUCUUGAAAGCUUGUUUUCAGUUUCGUUCAAUUGUGGCAGUAUGAUGUGCAUGCCUAUGAGGAUUCGCUAGCUAAUGAAUCGUGAACUGGUGACCAUUA
Coffea eugenioides is the source of this 1617-nucleotide messenger RNA. RefSeq names its product probable envelope ADP,ATP carrier protein, chloroplastic. The record is from RefSeq and is a predicted model, not a curated record. Gene Ontology annotation, biological process: transmembrane transport. The transcript has 10 exons. Gene Ontology annotation, cellular component: thylakoid membrane. Gene Ontology annotation, molecular function: ATP transmembrane transporter activity. Bases 125 to 1303 code for a protein of 392 amino acids. NCBI's taxonomy places the organism in Eukaryota, Viridiplantae, Streptophyta, Magnoliopsida, Gentianales, Rubiaceae.